This is a messenger RNA of Seriola dumerili (greater amberjack), 1149 nucleotides long. RefSeq names its product mediator complex subunit 7 (gene med7). Gene Ontology annotation, biological process: regulation of transcription by RNA polymerase II. Gene Ontology annotation, cellular component: mediator complex. The coding region runs from base 125 to 889 and encodes 254 amino acids. Lineage: Eukaryota; Metazoa; Chordata; Actinopteri; Carangiformes; Carangidae. The transcript is spliced from 2 exons. Gene Ontology annotation, molecular function: transcription coregulator activity. The record is from RefSeq and is a predicted model, not a curated record.
GUCAGUGAAUGGAAGGAGCUAGGGUUGUCCUGAGCUAAUUGCCCGACUAGCCUGUAUACCUUUGUUACAUUUUACAUCUUUUAUCUAUAUUUACCAACUGGGGGUCGUUUAAGAGGUCUGCAUCAUGGGUGAACCACAGCAGGUUAGUGCCCUGCCUCCUCCACCUAUGCAAUACAUCAAAGAAUACACAGAUGAAAACAUCCGUAAGGGUUUGGCUCCCAAGCCACCUCCGCCCAUCAGAGACAGCUACAUGAUGUUUGGCAACCAGUUCCAGUGUGAUGACCUCAUCAUUCGGCCUCUAGAGAGCCAAGGCAUUGAGAGGCUCCAUCCUAUGCAGUUUGACCACAAACGGGAGCUUAAGAAGCUCAACAUGUCCAUUCUUGUGAACUUUCUGGACCUGCUGGACAUCCUUAUCAAGAGCCCUGGUAGUAUAAAGCGUGAGGAGAAGCUGGAGGAUUUAAAGCUUCUGUUUGUUCACAUGCACCACUUAAUAAAUGAGUACAGGCCACAUCAAGCCAGAGAGACACUGAGGGUGAUGAUGGAGGUGCAGAAGAGACAGAGGCUAGAGACAGCUGAGAGGUUUCAGAAACAUCUGGAGAGGGUCGUGGAAAUGAUACAGGGGUGCCUCGCCUCCCUACCUGAUGACUUACCACAGAUGGAGGGUCCAGAUGGAGCUGGUGAUGGGACAAGGGGUGUCUCUGCAGCAGCGAAUAUUGGUUGUUCUUCUGGGCAGGCCCCCAGGCUGAAAAGUGAACCGAUGGAUGUAGAGGAAGCAGGUGCCAGCUGUAUGGCAGUAGGUCAACAGGACAAGAGCGUCCCUACUUCAAAGAGAGACAAAAUAUGGGACAAGGAUGCUGCUAUGUGCAGUAUUAUUGAUGAAAUUGCUUAAGUUUUAUGUUGAUUAGCCAUGUUUCUUUUCUGUAAAUCUAAAUUGUGUUUGUUAUUUUGUAUGCUGUACUUGGUGUAAGUAUGGAGAAGUUUGCUGUGCUUUCACUGGGCCUGUUAUCCUUUCUGGGAUGGUGUUUUAUUUCAAAGCUGUCAUGUAGAUAUUAUUACCACUUCCUGUUAAGAUAUUCAAAGAAUUUAAAUACCACACAGAUCAAUUGGGAUGCCAGCUUUCAGUUUUUGUAAUAAAACAAUUUUUUAAAA